This is a messenger RNA of Diceros bicornis minor, 811 nucleotides long. It is a transcript of the gene NRTN, whose product is annotated as neurturin. Lineage: Eukaryota; Metazoa; Chordata; Mammalia; Perissodactyla; Rhinocerotidae. Gene Ontology annotation, molecular function: glial cell-derived neurotrophic factor receptor binding; growth factor activity; receptor tyrosine kinase binding. The transcript has 2 exons. Bases 62 to 655 code for a protein of 197 amino acids. The record is from RefSeq and is a predicted model, not a curated record.
UGCUUGCCUGACGCCCAGACGGAGGCCGUGUGGCUGACCAUCCGGCGCGCGCAGGCCGAGGAUGCAGCGCUGGAAGGCGGCGGCCCUGGCCUCGGUGCUCUGCAGCUCGGUGCUCUCCAUCUGGCUGUGUCGGGACGGCCUGCUCCUCAGCCACCGCCUGGGAUCCGCGCUGGCCCCGCUGCGCCGGCCGCCUCGCACCCUGGACGCCCGCAUCGCCCGCCUGGCCCAGUACCGUGCACUGCUGCAGGGCGCCCCGGACGCGGUGGAGCUGCGCGAGCUGACGCCCUGGGCCGGCCGACCCCCGGGUCCGCGCCGUCGGGCGGGGCCCCGGCGGCGGCGCGCGCGUGCGCGGUCGGGGACGCGGCCGUGCGGGCUGCGCGAGCUCGAGGUGCGCGUGAGCGAGCUGGGCCUGGGCUACGCGUCGGACGAGACGGUGCUGUUCCGCUACUGCGCAGGCGCGUGCGAGGCGGCCGCGCGCGUCUACGACCUGGGGCUCCGGCGCCUGCGCCAGCGGCGGCGCGUGCGGCGGGAGCGGGUGCGCGCGCAGCCCUGCUGCCGGCCGACGGCCUACGAGGACGAGGUGUCCUUCCUGGACGUGCACAGCCGCUACCACACGGUGCGCGAGCUGUCGGCGCGCGAGUGCGCCUGCGUGUGACUCUACCUCACCGGGCCCGGCCCCACGGCGGCCACGCCCCCCCGCCCCGACGGCGCGCCCGGCCGACCCCGCGACAGACUGCCCAUGCGCUGGAGAGGCCGGCGCGGCCUCGGGACUCUCGCGAUAACUGUACCGAGAUAAAGUGUGGAAAACCGA